AUGAGCAAGCUUGUGUACUCUCCCCGGAUCGAGGUCGAGAGUGCAAUGCAGGGCAAGGACGGCAUGGGGUACGAGCAUUUCCACUGGUUCGAGGCGGACCCGGAGGUGUCGGGAGCAUCAAUCUGGGACCGCAUCCAAGACACGGAGGCGUUCGUGGCGGCGAACGAUGACGUCAUCCUGGUGGUGUUCCGCGGCUCGAGCGAACUCACGGACUGGACGACGAACUUCAACCUGGUCCGCCGACUCGUCCCGAGCAACUGGGGCCUGGACGGUCUCGGCUGCGACGUGCACCAGGGCUUCGACGAUGGAGUGGAGACAGUAUGGAACCCGGGCUCCGCUCACCCCUCGGGUAUGCGCAACAUCAUCAAGACCCUCUGCGAGGAGGAGGGCAAGAACCGCAAGCUGUACCUCGCCGGGCACUCUCUGGGAGGCGCCCUGGCCACCGUCGCGGCGGCCCGCCUGGCGUUCAUGGACGACGUAAAGAUAUCUGGGAUGUACACGAUCGGGAGCCCCAGAGUGUUCGGUGAGAACAUGGCCGACCGCUUCGACGCCAAGUUGAACGACGGCACGCGGAUGAAGGACAAGUACUUCCGCUGCCGGAACAACAACGAUCUGGUCACGCGCGGUCCUCUUCGUCCUUACAAGCACGUCGGCACGGAGAUCUACUUCGACCGAUUCGGCGGCCUCUCGACGAGUACGCUCUUGGACCGUAUUCUCGGCCGGAUCAGCGCGCUUUUGAGGUUCUCCUUGGUCGACGGCGCCAACGACCACGGGGCCGGAGAGUACAUCCGACUCUUCAAGCAAACCGUCAUCGACGAGAGGGUGCCGCUUCUGGACAAGGCCAAGAGCUUGGCGGAGGACGCCGUGCAGAAGGUUGCUCCCGUCGACAAGGAGGCAGCGAAGACGCAGAAAGACGAGAUCGAGACGGCAAAGAAGGCGGUGCUCAAGGCCUCCAAAGAAACUUUCGUCCCGACCAAAAUUCCGGGCUCCGUUCCGGACCACAAGGACACCCCGGAGCUAUGA
Messenger RNA from Ectocarpus siliculosus, 1023 nucleotides. The record is from the annotation of a GenBank genome assembly. Lineage: Eukaryota; Phaeophyceae; Ectocarpales; Ectocarpaceae.